AUGGCGAAAGCCCUCAAGAGCCGGGUGGAAGAGCAGCAGCACAACGCCAGGGAACAUGGAUGCAUCAAACAGCGCGAGCAACGUGCAAGAGGUCGAGACGAGCGAGGAAGGGAGGGAGGGAGAGGGAGAGAGACGGGGUGGAAGCUAUCCCAAACGGGCGCUGGCUCCGGAGCUACAAGCAGACUUACAUGCUGGCCAGGCGGUUUAGGCUGGUGCCAUAUCGAGCAGCUUAGCACUCUCCACAUCGAGUCCACAAUUACCGCAAGAAACAACACAAAUAAUCAUAACAAACAACUAGUCGACCGAGUUCAUUUCAGUGUCGGGCAAUAUCUGGAUGUACCAGAAGCGCACGGAAUGAUGUCGCUGGUGCUGGAUGAUGGGGACUUUGGUGAGGCUCAAGAGGGAUGCUAA
Messenger RNA from Glarea lozoyensis ATCC 20868, 411 nucleotides. RefSeq lists its product as uncharacterized. The coding region runs from base 1 to 411 and encodes 136 amino acids. Lineage: Eukaryota; Fungi; Ascomycota; Leotiomycetes; Helotiales; Helotiaceae. The transcript has a single exon. The record is from RefSeq and is a predicted model, not a curated record.